Molecule: messenger RNA, 2053 nt
Organism: Xenopus laevis (African clawed frog)
Lineage: Eukaryota; Metazoa; Chordata; Amphibia; Anura; Pipidae
Gene: tafa2.S
Product: chemokine-like protein TAFA-2
Exons: 6
Coding region: 244-642 (132 amino acids)
Biological process (GO): signal transduction
Molecular function (GO): receptor ligand activity
Source: RefSeq, a predicted model, not a curated record
CUCUCAACUCUCUCAAACACUGCCUGGUUGCUAACUGCUGAAAGUCCAUACUGGAGAGCUUCUGAACAAAAAACCUAAAUACUUCAAAAACUAUAAAAAAUGAAAACCUAUUGCAUAACAUCUUAGAAUGUGAAUGCCUACAUCAUACCAAAAGUUAAGUAAAAGAGUAAAUGGACACAGAUGGUGAAGUCCUAAAUAAACCUUAAAAAAAUAAACCCAAAGAAAUUCAAAAGAAAAUAGCAUAUGAUGAAUAAAAGAUAUCUGCAGAAAGCAAUUAAAGGAAAAUUACUUAUAAUUAUAUUUAUUGUAACUCUGUGGGCGAAGUUGGCAUUUGGUGUAAUUCAUAACAAAGCUCAGCAUGUUAGAACUGGAACUUGUGAAGUUGUGACCCUACACAGAUGUUGCAAUAAAAAUAAGAUAGAAGAAAGGUCCCAAACAGUGAAGUGCUCAUGUUUUCCAGGACAAGUGGCAGGGACAACGAGAGCAACUCCUUCUUGUGUGGAUGCAUCAAUUGUUGAGCAGAAAUGGUGGUGCCAUAUGCAGCCGUGUCUUGAAGGUGAAGAAUGCAAAGUUCUACCAGAUCAGAAAGGCUGGAGUUGUGCCUCAGGGAGUAAAGUCAAAACAACAAAGGUAACACGGUAACUAUUGACAAGUGAGAAGUAAAACCUUGGACUGAGAUUGGACAGCAAUGAAAGAUAUUUAAAAAAACAACAUUCUGGAAUGCUUGAAUUCAAUUUCAAAAUACGGAUUUUUUUCAGAAAGGCUUCUCAAAAGAUCAUGUUGUAAUACAACAACGAAAGCACAAUUACCACCAAAUAAUUUCCCAUGUUGAAUUCUGCGCACCUAGGACUGUACUGGUCUUCUGAGCAAAAUGAGCAGUGGAAAUGCUUAUAAUUCAAAGAAAGCAAAGUUGAAAUAGAAGAUGCCUUCAUUUGGAUUCUUUUUUUCUUCAGUACUAAUGCAGCUGCCUAUACAUCAACUGUAUGAUUCUGUAGAAGAUUUCCUCCAGCAUGACUGAGUAAAACCAAUUUGUUUGUUGCUUAACUGAGUUAUGUAGGACUUUGUGUUCAUUAUCAGUAUAAAUAUAUCUAGGUAUAAUGACAUUCAUUUGCAGCAGGGAAUCAGUUCUUCUGUGAGCUGGGGGACUGUGAUCUGAAUACACAAUUUGUAUUUCUUUUGUAUCAAAUUAUCCAAUUAUAUCGAAAGGUUUCAUUUUUUAAAAUCUAUUUUAGAUGCAAUUUCUUCACUUAUGUUAUGUGCUCCAACCUUAAAGCCUUUUACAAGAUUGAAAAUCAUUGGUUUAGGAUAUAGGUUGGUUUCCUGCAGCCAUUUAAAACAGGAAAGAAUGGAUUGUGGUUUUACAAAAUGUUUUUAAUGCUUUUUGUUUCAACGUAAGAGCAUUCCAAAUGCUUAAUGACAGCAUAAAAUGUCUGUUUAAAGUAAAAGGAGUUUCCAAAUCAGAAGCUCAGACUUCAAUCAACAAUAUUAUAUUGACAAAUAUGUUAUCCAAUAUAUCUAUGCUUUAUGCUUUAGCUGAUCUAUUCUGGCUGUACUGCAGUAUAACUAGAUGUUUCAACUUUUUAGAACAUAAUGCUAUCAGUUGCUUAAAAAUGCAGGUAGAGUUACAUCAUGCAGCUGGAUCAUUAACCUUGACCUAUGUGAUGGAUUUUAUAAUGCUUUGUACUUGUCAGUGGUGAGUACAUUUACUGUGUCACUAAGCAAAGAAUGUGCAUCCUUAUGUGACCCUCAUGGCCAUGCUAACUUCAAGCAAAUGGAACUACGAUGAUUACAAAUCAAAUGUUGUAUUUAAGAACCGCAACAGAAUAAUAUAAUGAACAUUAACACAUAUAUGUAGAUAUCUGUGUUUAGAACUAAACCCCAAAAAUGAUAUAUAUUGAAAUGAUUGAACCAGCCUAAAGAUUCAGCAUCUCUAUAGUAUUUAUGAUGUAGGCCUUCAACAUUGUUACAGGAGUUUCCUAUUUUGGAUUUUGUUAGGGGUGUCUUUGACACGCACAUGCUCAGUGGCCUUUGAGCACCUGCUGAGAAGCUAAGC